Molecule: messenger RNA, 2060 nt
Organism: Callorhinchus milii (elephant shark)
Lineage: Eukaryota; Metazoa; Chordata; Chondrichthyes; Chimaeriformes; Callorhinchidae
Gene: dhdds
Product: dehydrodolichyl diphosphate synthase
Exons: 9
Coding region: 148-1164 (338 amino acids)
Biological process (GO): polyprenol biosynthetic process
Cellular component (GO): dehydrodolichyl diphosphate synthase complex; endoplasmic reticulum
Molecular function (GO): ditrans,polycis-polyprenyl diphosphate synthase [(2E,6E)-farnesyl diphosphate specific] activity
Source: RefSeq, a predicted model, not a curated record
AAAAACGCCAAAAUGCUGGAAAUCUGAAACCGCAACAGAAGUGGCCGUCACCUCUCAGGGGGUCCGGCAGCGGCUGCGGAGCCGGGACGAUUUAUCGAACACGGUGAGGUCUGUAAGCAGUGCUGAAGGGACUCGCAAACCCAUCGAAUGUCUUGGAUCCAGGAGAAGAAGCUUCACCUUGCUGAGCGGCUCAGUGCAUGCGUUUUAAAGGUUGGCCCGAUCCCGAAGCAUGUGGCAUUCAUCAUGGAUGGGAACCGUCGAUAUGCUGAAAAGCGGCAGGUGGAAAGACAACAGGGCCACUCUCAGGGCUUUGAGAAGCUGGCAGAGACUCUCCGGUGGUGCUUGCACCUGGAUAUCCAGGAGGUGACUGUCUACGCGUUCAGUAUCGAGAACUUCAAACGCUCGAAAGAGGAGGUGGAUGGGCUGAUGGAACUCGCACGGCAGAAGUUCACACGACUUCUCGAGGAACAGGACAAUUUGAAGAAACACGGUGUUUGUAUCCGGGUUCUGGGUGACCUGACCUUGCUGCCUGUGGACAUCCAGGAGCUGAUUGCACAGGCUGUACUUGCCACUCAGCAUUACAACAAGUGUUUCCUGAACGUGUGCUUUGCCUAUACCUCCCGGCACGAAAUCAGCAAUGCUGUUCGUGAGAUGGCCUGGGGAGUCGAGGAAGGAAUACUGAAGCCCAGUGACGUGUCCGAGUCUGUGCUGGACAAAUGCCUUUACUCCAGUGGGUCUCCAAACCCAGGGCUGCUGAUCCGGACAUCCGGGGAGGUGCGUCUCAGUGACUUUAUGCUGUGGCAGACAUCCCAUUCAUGCCUGGUUUUCCAGCCCGUGUUGUGGCCAGAGUAUUCAUUCUGGAACCUGUGCCAGGCCGUGCUGCAAUACCAGAUGAACUACACAGCCAUACAGAAAGCCAAAGACUUGCAGGUUGCGGACUGCAAGCGACGGCAAGCGGAGUCUGAUCGCGCCUGUGUGUUGGAGCUCCUGGAGCAGAGUCCCUCGGGGAAUGUGGAGGACGGGCAAUUGGAUCAGAACCAGGUGCAACAGUACACAGCGGAACGAGAGCAACGAGUUACCAGCUUCCUGUGCGCACUCGAACAGAAGCGCAAGAAAUUCCUCAGUGAUCUUGUAGCGGGCUGCCCACCGUUUGUAUGCUCAUAGGAGAGGCAUCAACAUCCUGCUGCAAUCCACAGGACAGGACACGUGUGAGGGAACAAGUGCAGUCAGUAUAGGCAUUGCUGGAACAAACAGUUUGGCUUCAAUAUUUACCUGUCUACAGGUCAGGAGAAUUGUCCCACAUGAGGUAUUCACUUCAUUCCUGAUUCUUCAAACUGACGUCCCCUUUCACCCCUUCCCAUUCCCGGCCUCGAGUCCUGUUCCAAACCUGUGGGAUUUUGUUACCGGCAAAACUCUGCCAUUGAGGAUCUAAAUGGCAUGUUUCUUAAUGAGAAAUGCAUGUAACAAAUGAUGGGGGGUCGGGGGGGAUUUCAUUCUGGUAACCGGAAAUGCGUCACAGCAACAUCAAAUGUGGGAACAACUGGAGUAGAAUUCCAGAGUGGAGCUCGGAGUAAUAUGCUUCAGGGAUCAGGGUGCUAUCGCGAUGUGAGUGCACAUCCCAGUGGUAUGUGUGGUGGAGUGGGGAGAGACACAGUCCCAUUGGGGCGGUCACUGGCUAGGUCACAGGAGGACUAAUCUCCAUUUAUUGCAGUGCUGCUGAGACUGAGAAAGCGGCAGUACUUGUACUCCACUCACUGCAAUGUAAUUGUUCUGCUGUCACCCCCAAAAUGGGAGAGACCAGUGAUUGUGAAGAUGCCUCACUCCACCCUUGUAUGCCAGCUCACAGACUAACCUGGACACUUGACCUGGUUCCCUGUGGCCCCUGAGUGUGUGUGAAUCCUCCUCAGCCCAUCACAGUCCCCUACUCAUUCAGGGAUUUGGUGAAUAUGGGCAUGUCCCGUUUAUAUAAUUUAUAUGUUAAAAUAUUUUGAGCUCAUAUACAUUCUAACAUAAUUGUGUCUGAAGAAAGAAUUUCAAAAAAACAGAAUAAAUUUCUAUUC